ACUCCCCGCGCCAUCUGGUGCGAUUGAUCCCACCUAGGCAUUCAACCAUGAACAUAUCACGACUAGGGCGAUAUCAAGCCUGUGAUCGUUGCCGAACUCGACAUAUUCGAUGUGAUCGAAGAGCAGGAAGCCAGUCUUGUACCGCCUGUAACAAUGCAAACCUCCAAUGUACUCGUGAAAGAAAGACGAUAUUUUAUAUGACGCAACACCCUCCUGCCCGAAGACCAUGCAGCACCCGAAUGCAGCGCAGAGGUGAAGGGCAGUGAUGUUAUUGGAAUCUCCCAAGGCUCACCCUCGGGUCUUAGUAAUUCUUCCAGUUAUGCUGAAGUGCCAAUCAAUCCGUCAUGUUCGCCGGAGAGGUUAGAGACGAGCUUAUGUCUCGUGACGACUUGGACAAGCUGCCGUGGCCCCUGGAGUCUAAAUUUGAAGCGUCGCUACUAAAAUACUUUCUUACGACGCUUUCCCCUUGGUUCGACUACUGUGAUCCACAGCAACACUUUCGCACAUAUAUCGGCAACAAAGCGGCGACUGAUAUAACUCUACUAUAUGCUGUCCUGGCAGUAUCUGCCCGGCACCAGAGCUCAUCCUUGCACCGGCACAACCGAAUCGCCGAUGAAUACCAGAAACGGUGUCUCAGGAGUCUAAUAGCCGCGCUGGAUGACCCUGAAAGAACCCUGAAUGAUACAAUAUUGGCCUCGGCUGUGAUUCUCCGCUUUUUUGAGGAAAUGACAGAAACCCCCGAAGAGUCGUUCCGGACUCAUACGCUAUCCGCUCAACUUCUCCUUCGAAUUACAGAAGGGCAUGUCUAUCGCUCAAGUUUCACAGAUGCUGCUUUUCUGGUGGUGCUGCGAUCAGAAAUUUACGUAGCUAAUCUCAUCCGACGCCCGAUAGGGAACUUGGAAGACCACUGCAAUAUCGACACAUCUUUGGAUCCCACCUCUGAAAGGAUGUGGGCUCUUCGAGCAAUAGCCCAUGCUGCAAAGGCCACCAAUUUUGCUUAUGGGGACGUUACAGCGUCUGAAUACAACUGGCAGUCUCUAAUGCAGUAUAUUGACGACUGGGAACGUCUUUGCCCGCAAUCAUUCCAGCCGAUUUACUCCCAAAAUAGGAUCUCCCCUGCGAAUCCAUUCCCGCAUAUGUGCUAUGCAAUUGAUUACCAUGUUGCCGCACGUCAACAUAUUGAACUCGCGCGUGUUCUUCUGCUUGCCUCUAACGCUCAGAGCUGUCUUACACGGAUUCAGCAAGCAAGAAUGGGGCAAAGUAAUGAUGAGAGUAUACGAUCCAGCGUCCGGGUAAUCUGUGGAAUCUCUAUGUCCAAUCCCGAGUUUAUGAUCGCGCGGAUUGGCGCUGCGCUGGUCAUUGCAAUAUGUGGUGAAUUGUUUGAUGACCCGACUGAAACACAAAUCUUGAUUGAGUUGCUUUCAGAAGCAGAAUCUCACCUGGCAUGGCCAUGUCUAAAGGCAAAGGAGUAUUUAAGAGGGGUCUGGCGUGUCUAGAAUGACCCAUUUGUGUGGGAUUCAUUUGAAACAGCUGCGGCUUAUACAACAGCCAGGAACAUGCUGUCCCCCGAUGAGGUCAGCAAUUGUGCAGGAGCAUUAGCCUUGAAUUAGCGAAUCACUAAUAUUGUUCGGCCGAAUCCAACCGUGCCAGGUAGUAUUCUGCUCUCUAGGUUGGCUUAUUCAGAGUUUGCUCUACUUUGCUCUA
Messenger RNA from Aspergillus sclerotioniger CBS 115572, 1704 nucleotides. RefSeq lists its product as uncharacterized. The transcript has 7 exons. Lineage: Eukaryota; Fungi; Ascomycota; Eurotiomycetes; Eurotiales; Aspergillaceae. Gene Ontology annotation, molecular function: transcription cis-regulatory region binding; DNA-binding transcription factor activity. Bases 345 to 1496 code for a protein of 383 amino acids. Gene Ontology annotation, biological process: positive regulation of transcription by RNA polymerase II. The record is from RefSeq and is a predicted model, not a curated record. Gene Ontology annotation, cellular component: nucleus.